AUGAGCAAUGGGCAAGGAGGUUACAACAAAGGAUACUAUAAUUACAAGUCCAACCCUGCCAUGUCAUACCGCAACACUGAUGUUCCUAACCCUCAGGACCAAGUAUAUCCUCAACAACAAGCAGCUCGAUCGAGUCAGGUGCCACAACAUGGGUAUGGUCAAAAGAACAAUUACCAAGGACCCCAAGGCACUUUCCCUGGAAAACAAAUGAAUAUCCCACCAGGUUUCCCCCACCAACCACCCCAGCCUGCACCUUCGCAAGAGAAUGAGCUCAAGGCAAUGCUAAAGCAACUGCUUCAAGGGCAAGCUGAUGGGGUAGUGGACACAAGCAAGAAGCUAGCUGAAAUAAACUCCAAGAUCGAGAAUCUCAACACAAGGGUUUACUCUCUGGAGAAUCAUGCUUCUUCUGUUGCUGCUGCUACAAAGCAAGGACAACUACCUGGUAAAGCUAUUCAGAACCCCAAGGAACAGUGCAAGGUCAUCUUCACUCAAGAUGGACUUGUUGAAGAAGAGGAUCAAGAAAGGGUCAUUGAAGAUUUUUGUUUACUGCUGAAUGAUGAAGAGAUUGUUGCUGCUGAGGCUCCUGGAGUCCAGAUUGAUCAACCAGAAGUGCAUGCACCUACUGUGGCCAUUCACACUUCACCAGUUGAGCUCGCACGACAAGCUCGAUCGGCAGCUCGAUCGAGUCCAACUCUAGCUAGAUCGAGUCCGACCUCUUCUGUCCCAAAACCCAUUUUGCUUGAUCCCUAUGAUCGCGGGAUCAGGUCUUCCCUUUUCCUAUCCCUGAUUCUGCAAGUGCACAGAUCAAAAGUAGUAAACGGGUAUCGAACCCAAGGAGUAGAUAAGUACACUUCGAGUAUUGCAAGUCUAAUAUAG
Molecule: messenger RNA, 876 nt
Organism: Microthlaspi erraticum
Lineage: Eukaryota; Viridiplantae; Streptophyta; Magnoliopsida; Brassicales; Brassicaceae
Source: the annotation of a GenBank genome assembly